Messenger RNA from Protobothrops mucrosquamatus (brown spotted pit viper), 1044 nucleotides. RefSeq names its product protein argonaute-2-like. The transcript has 6 exons. The record is from RefSeq and is a predicted model, not a curated record. NCBI's taxonomy places the organism in Eukaryota, Metazoa, Chordata, Lepidosauria, Squamata, Viperidae. The annotation marks the transcript as partial. Gene Ontology annotation, molecular function: nucleic acid binding.
GAAGAUAUCCAGAGACGCAGGAAUGCCCAUCCAGGGUCAACCUUGUUUCUGUAAAUAUGCCCAGGGAGCAGACAGUGUGGAACCCAUGUUCCGUCACCUGAAGAACACCUAUGCUGGCUUGCAGCUCGUGGUUGUCAUUUUACCUGGGAAAACACCUGUUUAUGCCGAGGUGAAGCGCGUGGGUGACACCGUGUUGGGAAUGGCCACGCAGUGUGUGCAGAUGAAAAACGUGCAAAGGACGACCCCCCAGACGCUGUCCAAUCUGUGCUUGAAGAUCAACGUCAAGCUAGGAGGAGUUAAUAACAUAUUACUGCCUCAAGGAAGGCCUCCAGUAUUUCAGCAGCCUGUCAUCUUUCUGGGGGCAGAUGUCACUCAUCCACCAGCUGGAGACGGGAAAAAGCCAUCUAUUGCUGCCGUUGUAGGCAGCAUGGAUGCCCAUCCGAAUCGCUAUUGUGCCACUGUGAGGGUCCAGCAGCACCGCCAAGAAAUAAUUCAAGACUUGGCUGCCAUGGUUCGGGAGCUGCUGAUCCAGUUUUACAAAUCCACUCGAUUCAAGCCGACGCGGAUUAUUUUCUAUCGAGAUGGCGUUUCCGAGGGGCAGUUUCAACAGGUUCCCGGUCUUUUUUCCCCUUUUCCUUGCGUUCUCUGUGUUCGCAAAAUGGGGCAAAACUCACUUAAAAAGGACUAUCUCGUUCUCGUUGGUUACUUUGUCCUUUCAAAAGAGAAACGCUUCCGGGCAAUUUUUGGAAAGUCUAGAGUGGACCUCUUUGCUGGAAGAAGGUUGACUGAGGUGGGGGGGAGAGAUGGAGACCACUCCUUAACUGAGUUUGGGGUCCAUUUCCAGGGCACAAGCCGACCGUCUCAUUACCACGUUCUCUGGGAUGACAAUCGCUUCUCUUCGGACGAGCUGCAGAUCCUCACUUACCAGCUGUGUCACACCUACGUGCGUUGUACUAGAUCUGUUUCAAUCCCUGCGCCAGCCUACUAUGCACACCUGGUGGCCUUCAGAGCCAGGUACCACUUGGUGGAUAAAGAGCACGACAG